This is a messenger RNA of Apis laboriosa (Himalayan honeybee), 1427 nucleotides long. RefSeq names its product elongation factor 1-gamma (gene eEF1gamma). Gene Ontology annotation, biological process: translational elongation. Gene Ontology annotation, cellular component: nucleus; cytoplasm. Lineage: Eukaryota; Metazoa; Arthropoda; Insecta; Hymenoptera; Apidae. The record is from RefSeq and is a predicted model, not a curated record. The transcript is spliced from 8 exons. Gene Ontology annotation, molecular function: translation elongation factor activity. Bases 77 to 1354 code for a protein of 425 amino acids.
ACAUGUAGGGAUUUCAUGUACUUGAGAAAAACGAUCUUUACCGGCCUUCAACUUCCUCUUCCCGUAGCUGGAUAUAAUGGCGUCUGGAACACUUUACACGUAUCCGGAAAACUUCAGAGCUUACAAAGUGCUUAUUGCAGCUCAGUAUUCCGGUGCUCAAAUUAAGAUUGCAGAUGAUUUCGUUUUCGGCGAGACAAAUAAAACCGAAGCAUUUUUAAAGAAAUUCCCAUUAGGCAAGGUUCCAGCAUUUGAAACAUGUGAUGGAAAGUAUAUCACAGAAAGCAAUGCAAUUGCUUAUUAUGUGGCUAAUGAUCAAUUAAAAGGCAAAACUGAUCUUGAACGUGCAGAAAUCAUUCAAUGGUUUGGUUUUGCAGAUUCUGAAAUUCUUCCAGCUAGUUGUGCAUGGGUGUUCCCAUUGCUCGGAAUUAUGCCAUAUAAUAAACAGAAUGUAGAACAUGCUAAAGAUGAUGUAAAAAAAGCAUUGACUGCCCUCAAUUCUCAUUUACUUACACGUACUUACUUGGUUGGAGAACGAUUGACAUUAGCAGAUAUUAGUGUAGCCAUGACAUUACUUCAUUUAUAUCAAUAUAUUCUGGAACCAAAUUUACGUAAACCAUAUCAAAAUGUAAAUCGGUGGUUUCAAACAGUCAUUUAUCAACCUGAGUCAAUGGCUGUAAUUGGUGCCUUUAAAUUGGCUGAGAAAACUCUUGAAUAUGAUCCAAAAAAAUUUGCAGAAACUCAAGGAAAAUCCUCAAAGAAAGAGAAAAAAGAAAAGGAAUCUAAAAAAGAAUCAAAAGAAAUAAAGGAAUCUAAAAAAGAAACCAUUGAAGAUUUAGAUCCAGCAGAUGCUGCUUUAGCUGCUGAACCUAAAACUACAAAUCCUUUUGAUACAUUACCUAAAGGUAAUUUCGAUCUUGAUGAUUUUAAAAGAUUUUAUUCCAAUGAAGAUGAGGUGAAGUCCAUACCUUAUUUUUGGCAAAAAUUCGAUCCGGAACAUUAUAGUAUUUGGCUUGGAGAAUAUAAAUAUAAUAAUGAACUAACAAAGGUUUUUAUGUCUUGCAAUCUUAUAAGUGGAAUGUAUCAACGAUUAGAUAAGAUGCGAAAAGGUGCAUUUGCCAGUGCUUGUCUGUUUGGUACAGAUAAUGACAGUAGCAUCAGUGGUAUUUGGGUUUGGCGAGGACAAGAGCUUGCUUUCACGUUAUGCCCAGACUGGCAGGUAGAUUAUGAAUCAUACAGUUGGACUAAAUUAGAUCCAACUAAAGAAGAAACAAAACAAUUGGUUCAACAGUACUUUAGCUGGACCGGGACCGAUAAAGAAGGACGUAAAUUUAAUCAAGGAAAAAUUUUCAAGUAAAAAUUUGCCAUAUGCUUAUUAUUAAACAGAACACUUCGUUCACAUGAAAUAAACGUAAAAAACUGAUAAAAUA